AUGGAAGAACUGGGUGAUGUUGAGGAAGCUGUUCCUGUCACUGCGCCUGUCACGGCAGACCCAGUCGAACACGUUCCGCAUCCGUGGACUGGGGUCUCAAGUGACAGCUAUAAGCUGUUCAUGCGGGCAAUGAAGCUUUGCCACAAAUUUAGACGCAAGAUUCGGAAGCCACAAGAUAUGUUUGCGUCAGCCAACAUUAGUGCUGCCAUGCAACUGAUUGAAGAAGCUGCCGUGGUAGAGAAGCAGACUUGCGAUCUCGAUUUGGAAUGUCGCGAGACAAUUGGAGAGACUAAUGACAAGAAAACGCCGAAUCAACACCUCUUCAACGUUGCCGAAGCUUACCGACAAUCAACCCUGUUACAAUUGUACCAGACCUUUCCAGAACUCAUCGUGAGACGACACGAGCUGGAUGAGUCACAGGCGAGAGAUGCUCAAUCCUUAUGGGAUAACUGGAUCACCCCGAUUGCACUAAACUUGGUGGGCAUAUUGAAGCUUUUGCCUACAGAUUCUGGCAGCAAAAUGACCCAGCCACUACUCUGCGUCUCGGCCAGCACUGGACUCAGGCGAAAGCACAUUGAAGUCAAGGCGACUGCUCCCAGAGAUGUUCCCUUCAGCCAAGAUGCCAGUCUGGAAGACUGUGACAUGAUAAACUACCUCGACUUCGCUGGCCUUCACGAUGAGCUGCCAGAGGAGUCUGAACCAGAGCCAGAUCCAGAUGCAAAUGCUGGGAUCAUGGCUGCCAGGCAAUUUCUUCACGAGCGACUGGAGACGUUGAAGACAGUCCUACCACCAAAGCCAGUGGCAGUGGCGCAAGAUCUGACCAAAGCUAUCUGGCAAGCCUAUGACACGGAACAGUGCGCCAAGUAUGCGACACAUUGGAUAGAUGUGAUGGAUAGUCGGAAUUUGAAGUCGAACUGGGGAUAG
Molecule: messenger RNA, 924 nt
Organism: Fusarium musae
Lineage: Eukaryota; Fungi; Ascomycota; Sordariomycetes; Hypocreales; Nectriaceae
Exons: 1
Coding region: 1-924 (307 amino acids)
Biological process (GO): positive regulation of transcription by RNA polymerase II
Cellular component (GO): nucleus
Molecular function (GO): transcription cis-regulatory region binding; DNA-binding transcription factor activity
Source: RefSeq, a predicted model, not a curated record